Messenger RNA from Zerene cesonia (dogface butterfly), 2345 nucleotides. RefSeq names its product xenotropic and polytropic retrovirus receptor 1. The coding region runs from base 261 to 2270 and encodes 669 amino acids. The record is from RefSeq and is a predicted model, not a curated record. Gene Ontology annotation, biological process: phosphate ion transport; cellular response to phosphate starvation. Gene Ontology annotation, cellular component: cytoplasm; plasma membrane; Golgi apparatus. NCBI's taxonomy places the organism in Eukaryota, Metazoa, Arthropoda, Insecta, Lepidoptera, Pieridae. Gene Ontology annotation, molecular function: inositol hexakisphosphate binding. The transcript has 12 exons.
CAUUCAUCAUUGUUACGAAUUACGAUAUGAAAAAGCUGAACGUCUUUUUAAAAUUUAAAGUGAUUUUACUGUGAAAAUAUUGAAUAGAAUCCUGUAAAUAAAUCAUUCCAUUAUGCUAUAGUCGUAGUAUGUAGAUUAAGUCAACUGUGUUAUAUUAUUUACAAAGUAACAUAGUGUAUACCUAUUGCACGUAGUUUUCGUUACGCUUACAGUGGUUUUCAGUGUUUCAUACAGUAAAGACGUAUCAAAGAUCCUAAAAAAUGAAAUUCGCUGAACAUUUAAGCGCACAUAUUACGCCCGAAUGGCGGAAACAGUAUAUAAACUAUGAGGAAAUGAAGGCGAUGUUAUACACCGCCGUAGAAGAGGCUCCUUCGGCAGAGAAUGUAGAACCUGAAGUGCUUUCAAGGCACUUUGCUAAUUUUGAUGAAACUUUCUUUCAUUACUGCGAUGAAGAGUUGAAGAAGAUUAAUACGUUUUAUUCAGAAAAGUUAGCAGAGGCUACCAGAAAGUAUGCAACGUUACAAAGCGAAUUAAAAUCAAGAUUCGACACGAUAAAACCUAAGAGUGGGGGCGACAGCAAAAAGUCGAUCCCGAGACGGAAAGUACAGGAAUUGAAGUUGGCGUUUAGUGAAUUUUACCUUAGUUUAAUAUUGUUACAAAAUUAUCAGAAUUUAAAUUAUACAGGAUUUAGGAAGAUAUUGAAGAAACAUGAUAAGUUAUUAAACGUGAGUAAUGGCGCCCAAUGGCGGGCGGAGCAUGUUGAAACAUCGCACUUUUAUACAAAUAAAGAUAUAGACCGAUUGAUCAGCGAUACUGAAGCGACCGUUACCAAUGAUCUGGAAGGCGGAGACAGACAGAAAGCAAUGAAAAAACUUCGCGUCCCACCGCUAGGAGAGCAACAGAGUCCUUGGACGACGUUCAAAGUCGGUCUAUUUUCUGGAUCGUUCAUAGUUCUGUCUAUCACGGUUGUGUUAUCUGCGCUAUUCCACGACGCGGCGACGGAAAAUUUCAAAACGGCCUUCCGGUUGUACCGCGGCCCGUUCCUAUUGGUCGAGUUCAUAUUCCUCAUCGGCAUCAACGUGUACGGCUGGCGCAGCUCCGGCGUCAACCACGUGCUGAUCUUCGAACUGGACCCCAGAAACCAUCUCUCCGAACAGCACUUGAUGGAGCUGGCGGCCAUUUUCGGGGUCGUUUGGGCCCUGAGUAUACUGAGUUUUAUAUACAGCGCCAGUUUGAGUAUACCGCCGUUUGUGAAUCCGCUCGCGCUGGUGCUGAUCAUGCUGGCCUUCCUCAUGAACCCCUUCAGGGUGUUCCGGCAUGAGGCGCGGUUCUGGUUCUUGAGGAUAUGUGGUCGUAUUUUAGCGGCUCCGUUCAUGCCGGUGCUGUUCGCGGACUUCUGGCUGGCCGACCAGUGGAACUCUUUUGUCUAUGCCUUCCUUGAUUUCCACUACUUGGUCGCGUUUUAUGUGGCCGGUGCUGAUUGGUUUAUUGUUAAUGAUGCUUUCGAAUCGACGAAAUGGUUCCUGAUAUCCCGGGCCAUAGUCAACAUAAUCCCGGCCUGGACCCGGUUCUGGCAAUGCCUCCGCCGUUAUAGAGACAGCAAGGAGGCGUUCCCGCAUCUCGUGAACGCCGGGAAGUAUUCCACCACGUUCUUCGUGGUGCUGUUCUCCACUAUGCGAACUAUGUAUAAGGCGGACUACGAGAACCCGUACGACAAUCCGUUCCUGUACGCGUGGCUCGGGUGCCAGUUCGUGUCCUCGUGCUACACGUACACGUGGGACGUCAAGAUGGACUGGGGGCUGUUCACCGCCGGCCUGCAGGCCGAGAACAGCCUGCUGAGGGAGGAGAUCGUGUACAGCGUGGGGUUCUACUAUUUUGCGAUCGUAGAAGACUUGGUGUUGCGUUUCAUAUGGGCGCCGGCGUUCUACUUAACCGAUAACAAUAUAGUCAGCAAUGAGACCGUGGUCUCUGUGCUGGCUCCUCUGGAAGUAUUCAGACGGUUCAUAUGGAACUACUUCCGGCUGGAGAACGAGCACCUGAACAACUGCGGCAAGUUCCGCGCCGUGCGCGACAUCUCCGUCGCGCCGCUCGACUCCUCCGACCAGGCGCUCAUCCUGCGCAUGAUGGACCUGCCCGACGGCGUGCGCAACCGAGCCACGAAGAAAAAGAAUCCCAAGAAGAUAAAAGAGAACGAUAGAAAACCGCUCCUCAAGAAGGAAUCCAUUCAAGACAUUCAACUCGAAUUAGAUUUGUCCUCCAAAAUGUUGUAACCAACUGUGAUAUGUAGUUUACUUGAUAUUUUGUCUAUAAGCGAUAUUAUGAGUAUUAUUAAAUAUAUUUCUAUU